AUGUCGGUGUUGGGCGACCCCACAAUAGUCCAGUGCCAUGGGCGCAAACCCUCUGCAGAACACGUUUCAUCACAAUCACCCCCACGGUCCCUGCGCAAAGCAAUCUCCAUCCCUGCCGUCUCGACCCUCGUGAAAGACUCGUGGAAUUGGGCCGGUGAUACUCUUCACACCUACCGCGACGGCCUUUCCAAGGAGCAGCGCAAACAAAAGGCGGAUACCGAGGAUCGCAAACAGGUCCUGUAUCUACGGAUAAAGAAUGCUGUGUCGUACGAGGAAUGGCGAAAUUGCGCCAAUGAACUAGAUGAACUAGAAGGCAACAACGUCUGGAAGCAGACGUUUGAGUGCUCCGAAUAUGACCCUCAGUUGGUACAAGAUCGCUUGCGACAGCUGGAAGAGGCUCGGAUCAGCUGCGAUGUAAGUCGCAUGCUGUUUUUGGUGCGCACGGCGCUGAGUCGGGACCUGGCACACAUGAGUAAUGCCUCCCUUUAUCGCCAUUCGCAUAUUGGGACCAAGGACUUGAUCGAUAGAUAUAUUACGACCGCAUUGGACACCAUCAAUACCCUGGUGGAUCUGUCGGUGCAUGGUCGCUGCGAUGGGCUGGAGCUGAAGUACAUUCUGGACCAGCUGUUGGCGGCUCGACAGGCAUUUGGCCGUAGUGCGCUUCUCUUCUCCGGCGGUGCCACUUUUGGAAUGACUCAUAUUGGUGUCCUCAAGGCUCUUUAUGAGGCGAAUAUGAUUCCUCGGAUCAUCUCUGGAGCCUCUGCUGGCAGUAUUGUGUGCGCGGUCUUCUGCACGCGUACAGAUGAAGAGUUGCCGGAACUUUUGGAGACCUACGUUCAUGGUGAUUUUGCCGUAUUCAACGGGAAGGGUCAAGAAGAGAACGUUUUGCAGAAGAUGACUCGAUUCUUAAAGUUUGGAUCGUUUUAUGACAUAAACCACUUGGCGAAUACGAUCAGGGCCUGGCUCGGAGAUAUGACCUUUCAGGAAGCCUAUAACCGCACUCGCAGAAUUUUAAACAUUUGUGUGUCAAGCGCCGGUAUGUAUGAGCUUCCAAGGUUGCUGAACUAUAUCUCGGCGCCUAAUGUCUUGAUUUGGUCUGCUGUGGCUGUAUCAUGCUCUGUCCCCUUUGUCUUCAGGCCAUACACGUUGAUGGCCAAAGAUCCCUUGACAGGCGAACCGGUCCCAUGGAAUGACCUCCACAAACAGUAUAUUGAUGGCUCAGUCGAUGGUGAUUUGCCAAUGACACGCUUAUCAGAGAUGUUCAACGUGAAUCAUUUCAUUGUCUCUCAGGUGAACCCUCAUGUGGUCCCAUUUCUUCCAAAGGAAACAGGACCGCAGGGCGACUCAGACUAUGGCCCAUCCUUGAUUCCUAGGUGGAUGAACACGAUGACACACCUGGCGAAAGAUGAAGUUUUGCAUCGUAUGAAUAUACUCUCGGAUCUUGGAGUCUUCCCGACGUCAAUGACCAAGUUUGCGUCAAUUGUGAACCAGAAAUAUCAUGGAGACAUCAACAUAUAUCCGGAACUCAUUUCUUCCAACUUUCCGCGGCUCCUGGAGAAUCCGACAACGGAGUUUAUGCUUUCAUCAUGUUUAAGCGGCGAGCGUGCGACAUGGCCGAGACUCAGCCGAAUUCGAAACCACUGCGCCAUUGAGCUGGCACUCGAUAGCGCCAUUCAAAAUAUGCGAGCCCGAGUGGCCUUCAGUCCGAGCCAAGUUGACCUACGUAUGCCGAACUUUAGUCGUUACUCGAUUGACUCAGCAGACAGCAGCGGAAGGGGACGUUAUCGCAACAGGCGAAGAGGAUCCCACAGUCCCGAGCUGGAAAAGAGACAAUCGAGUGGGAAAGGGCGACAUCAAGCAGCUCGGGAACUGCGAAAGGCACGAAGCACUGUCUCCCUAGAGAACCCGUCCCCAAACGAGUCAAAACCCGUGUCGACCCAAACAAGAUCUCACCGUCGCACAUCCUCAGUAUCUAUUAGGAACGGACCAAUAUUCGAUAUUGGAUCAAGUAGCGAUGAGGAGAUUGAACGGCUAUACACUCUUCGUCCCAAACUUGCAGGUCAUCGAACAUCCUCAGACUUACCUGCAUUUGGCGGAGCACCCGUGAGCCACGGACCCCGUAGCCCCGUCCGCUCCCGUCGAUCCUCAUUCUCUUCUGGCCCAACUUUCAACGAUUCCUCUGUUACGGCACGUCGCAGCUCCCCGAAGAAGGCUCGUGCGUCUUCGGCUCGUGAGUUCUCAAUGACCGUACCACCGUCGUCCCGUCAUUUGCUCAGCAUGACCCCAACGCCGACGGUCUAUCCGGGUUCGCCUGACACCACCACGCGCAAACAGCGGCAUUGA
Molecule: messenger RNA, 2343 nt
Organism: Penicillium paradoxum
Lineage: Eukaryota; Fungi; Ascomycota; Eurotiomycetes; Eurotiales; Aspergillaceae
Product: putative Patatin family phospholipase
Exons: 3
Coding region: 1-2343 (780 amino acids)
Biological process (GO): lipid metabolic process
Molecular function (GO): triacylglycerol lipase activity
Source: RefSeq, a predicted model, not a curated record